Messenger RNA from Xiphophorus couchianus (Monterrey platyfish), 966 nucleotides. Its product is annotated as gamma-crystallin M2-like. The record is from RefSeq and is a predicted model, not a curated record. The transcript has 3 exons. Gene Ontology annotation, biological process: visual perception; lens development in camera-type eye. The coding region runs from base 346 to 879 and encodes 177 amino acids. Gene Ontology annotation, molecular function: structural constituent of eye lens. Lineage: Eukaryota; Metazoa; Chordata; Actinopteri; Cyprinodontiformes; Poeciliidae.
UACUCCAUGCUGUCAGACAGGUUCUAUUGAUCUGAAGUAUUUAAUAGUGACAAAAGAGCCCAAAGAUUUUAAAUCCAAUCAUUUUCACAACACUAUGUCUGUUUAAUGGUAUGGAUGUUCGGAGUUUACAUCUUUUGAGCAAAAUAUCAGCAUCAACAAAACAUGUCAGGGAACAAUUGCCAAAUCAGCUGCUGCAUUAAUCGAGAGCUCAUUUGAAUGACAGCAAUUGUGCUGGUUUUGCAUUUCAUCAGCCUUUAUAUAAAGGUGGUGGAUCGGUGAUGCAGUGAGAAUUAGGGGGGGGACUUUCAUUUGAUCUGCUUUGGAGGACCAUAACGUCGCCUAAUCAUGGAGCGCACAGGGAAGAUUUUCUUCUACGAGGACAAGAACUUCCAGGGCCGCUCCUUUGAAUGCAGCAGCGACUGUCCUGAGCUCAGCUCCCACUUCAGCCGCUGCAAUUCCAUUCGAGUGGAUGGUGGGACCUGGGUCAUCUAUGAGAGACCCCAGUAUAUGGGCUACCAGUAUGUACUGUUUAAAGGGGAGUACCCCAUCUUCCAGAGUUGGAAUGGCUUCAGUGACACCAUCCGUUCCUGUCGCCUCAUCAGACAUCCACACAGCACGUGCAGGAUCCGCAUCUAUGAACAUCCGGACUUCAGCGGCCAGAUGAUGGAGUUCAACGAAGACCUCUCUGACCUGCAGGACCGCUGGCGCCAGCACGAAGUCCACUCAGCUCACGUCCAAGACGGGCUCUGGAUCUUCUACGAGAAUCCAAGCUACAGGGGACGGCAGUACCUGCUGGAAAAAGGUGAAUACAGGCGCCAUUCGGAGUGGGGGGCCCUCCAUCCGGCGGUAGGCUCCAUUCGACGUGUCGUGGACUUAUAAACCUCCUCUUCAGCUUUGUGAUUCCCUUCUCUUAUCUUUCACUUCUAAACCUUCAUACUAAUAAAAUAUAGACAAACUGCAACAGAA